Candidula unifasciata is the source of this 1374-nucleotide messenger RNA. Lineage: Eukaryota; Metazoa; Mollusca; Gastropoda; Stylommatophora; Geomitridae. The record is from the annotation of a GenBank genome assembly.
AUGACGUCAUUGCGGUUGUUCAAUGGCUGGAUUUGUGUCACUUUCGGUUUCUUGGGAGUUCAAUCUCUAGUUUUCGACAUUUUGAGGAAUUCGUCGCACGAUGUAUGUGCCAUUCUGAGAUGUGAAGUAAGGGGAGACGAUCGGGAAGCAGAAGAUAUACGCCAGAUCAUUUCACUAGUUAUUUCUGAGAGGAACAUCAAUCAAAAAGGCGAGAAACCUCUUGCAAGUAUAUCUUUCUUUGACGCAGACGUCCACAUACUGGGAGAUGAAUCCGAACGAGUCUACGCUAAGGGAGAACUCUUGUCCAAAGAAGGAGAACUCAUCGUUCACCUGAAAGAUGCGGUCUUUAGUUGUAUGUCCGGUGCCUUUAUGUGCGAACUGAGAUACAUAAACCAUAAUGGAAAAGGAAUGGUGGUAACAGCUGAGAAACAAAUGCAUAUGGCAGUAAAACAAGUAGAAUCCGGCCACCAAGUUUCGGAUUCACUUGAAAAUAUGAAAACAUUAAUAGCGGCUGAGGUAGCCAAGUUAAGCGAACAAGUGCAAAAUGUAACGUCUGAAAUCGUGUCUGCAGUCACAACGAUGAACGAACGUUUGCUUCGAAUUGAAGGUUUGAUUGUGGGAGACCUGCAAACGCGUAUGGACAGUACUGAUUUCAAGUUGAAUAAGUUGGAGGUUUUACUGAACACAAACGUUGACGUUACACUCAGAUCUUUAGCCGAGACGGUUGCCAACUCCACUGAUGAUAUUAAGAGAAAUGUUAAUGGUAGAUUUCUCCAGGCAGAACGUCAGAUGAAAAAAACUGAAGUUUUUGUUACUGAUCGAAUUACCAACACUGAAAAUGUGAUAAAUGCAUCUCUGCAACGUUUCUUAGAGUCACAAAUUCGGUGUCAACACUUCGAAUCAAAUGUUUCCUCCAUGUUUCACCAAGUAAUAGAUGAAGUAUCCAAUUUUAAAACAGAAAUCAUGGGAAGAUUCUCACUAGCCAAUAAAGACGUGGGAAGUUCUACCAAUUUAUUGUCCACUAGACUCAUUAUGGAGUCGCUUGUGAGAAUUGUCAACAACGUUAGUACAGUUGAUAGCAGGCUAGCUAAACUAAAAUCUGACUUCCACACAGAGAUGGCAACUGUCCGUUUAAACAUGUCUUCGCUGAACGACAACAUCGCCAAUAGACAUUUCCGAUUUACUCGAGAGGUCAAGCAAAACAUAAGUGCCCUUGAAAAUCUUUUAGCUGAAAAAUUCAAGGAGGUGGAGAAUCAGAAGAAUAAUCUUUCAUCGCUUGGUCAAGAAAUAGAUGGAAAACUUUUGAAUAUUGAGAUAAAUUUGAAGGAUAUUAAUGUUGUCGUGAGAAGUAUCAAGUACAUAUUUGGAUUAUAG